This is a messenger RNA of Cyphellophora attinorum, 297 nucleotides long. RefSeq lists its product as uncharacterized. The record is from RefSeq and is a predicted model, not a curated record. NCBI's taxonomy places the organism in Eukaryota, Fungi, Ascomycota, Eurotiomycetes, Chaetothyriales, Cyphellophoraceae. Bases 1 to 297 code for a protein of 98 amino acids. The transcript has 2 exons.
AUGGCGAAGUCAAUCUUGGCACUGGAGCGGUACCCUCUGCUUUUGCGGCUCCAUCUACAUGCGAACUUCCCUUCGGAGCGCUUUGACUCGUGGAGUGUGGCGAGGAUGAACUCAGCCUUCCGACGAGAGACUUUUCCUCACUGGAGGCUGACGAGCAUGCUCGUGGCUAGCUGGAUGACAGCCACACCAGCGCUAGACAGGAUCAUGGAACAGGAAGAAGAAGCGAUAGUUGCGGCAGAGGUCGAGCGACAUUCCUGGAAAGAGCCAGCGCACCAGACUGAAAAGGAGCUCUCGUAA